Cucurbita moschata (crookneck pumpkin) is the source of this 1725-nucleotide messenger RNA. RefSeq names its product cytochrome P450 94B3-like. NCBI's taxonomy places the organism in Eukaryota, Viridiplantae, Streptophyta, Magnoliopsida, Cucurbitales, Cucurbitaceae. The transcript is spliced from 3 exons. Gene Ontology annotation, molecular function: iron ion binding; oxidoreductase activity, acting on paired donors, with incorporation or reduction of molecular oxygen; heme binding. The record is from RefSeq and is a predicted model, not a curated record. Bases 51 to 1616 code for a protein of 521 amino acids.
GAAACUUCCCAAUAUAUAUAUAUAUAUAUAUAUAUAUAAUCCUAAUUCCCAUGCCCCAUUGUCACCAUUUCAUGGAUAUCAUAAUCUCUCUCUUCUCCAUCUCCAUUUUCAUCUUCCUCCUCCUCAAAUUCCGGCCACCCGCCGCCCUCUUUUCCAGCCACUCUUCUCCGUCGACGUACCCUCUCAUCGGCUGUCUCCUCUCCUUCUACAAGAACCGCCACCGCCUGUUGGAUUGGUACACUGAGCUCUUGUCCAAAUCCGCCACUGGCACUAUUGUCAUCCGCCGCCUCGGCUGCCGGCGGACGGUGGUGACGACGAACCCAGUUAAUGUUGAGUAUAUUUUGACUACCCAUUUCCUUAAUUUUCCUAAAGGGAAACCUUUCACUGAGAUUUUGGGCGACUUUCUUGGCUGUGGAAUUUUCAAUGUCGACGGCGAGCUAUGGCGGACACAGCGGAAGCUGGCUAGCCAUGAGUUCAGUGCCAAGUCGCUGCGGGAAUUCGUCGUCAAGACAUUGGAGUUGGAGGUCGAGAAUCGGUUGUUGCCGACUAUCGAAGCUUCGGCUCGAGAUAAUGUAGUCGUUGACUUACAGGAGUUACUAAGAGGGUUUGCAUUCAGUGUAAUAUGCAAGGUUUUAUUGGGAGGUGAAGAAGAAGCCAUUUCCGAGCUCGAAAAGAGCUUCGAUGUAGCGUCGGAGGUGAGCGCCGGGCGGGCGACGAAGCCAGUUUACAUGAUAUGGAAACUGAAGAGAUGGUUUGGUGUCGGGUCGGAGCGGCGGUUGAAGAUGGCGGUGGCGGAAGUUCACCGGAAGGUGAUGAACAUCAUUGAGAAGAGAAAGAAGAAGAAGAAGAUCCAGGAUUUCCAUGACAGCGAAGAUCUCUUGUCCUGGUUGAUCUCUGUUGGCCAUGACGACGAGGUAAUUCGAGACAUGGCCAUAAGCUUCAUCAUGGCAGGUCGAGACACGACAUCGGCUGCCAUGACAUGGCUGUUUUGGCUACUAACCCGUCACCCCAACGUCGAGAAACAAUUAGUAGAAGAGAUAAACUUUGAAUCAACUUUGGUUGUCGAAAAGAAAUUUGAUUAUAAAUCUCUCAAGGAGCUCAAAUUUCUCAAGGCAUGCCUUUGCGAAACCAUGAGACUGUACCCGCCAGUCCCAUGGGAUUCCAAGCAUGCCAUUGUCAAUGACUGCUUGCCCGACGGGACUCCAGUUCAAGCUGGAGACAAAGUGACAUAUUUCCCAUAUGGGAUGGGUAGGAUGGAGGAAGUAUGGGGAAAGGAUCGGUUCGAGUUCAAGCCGAGCCGAUGGCUGCUAGAACCAGAGGGUCGUGGACGGAGAAGAGGCGUGAAAUUAGUGAGUCCAUACAAGUUUCCAAUAUUUCAAGCCGGGCCAAGGGUGUGUUUAGGAAAAGAGAUGGCUUUCAUUCAGAUGAAGUACGUAGUAGCUUCAAUUCUCAGUCGAUUCAGAAUCAAACCCAUUGCCACCGCUGCCGCCGCCGCCUCCGACGACCCUGUGUUUGUGCCGCUGCUAACGGCACACAUGGCCGGCGGCUUCAAAGUUCUGUUUCAGAGGAGAGAGAAAGAGAGAGAGAAUUCAAAACAUACAAAAUUCCCAAUUUAAACAUUCAGAAGAAGAGUCAAUUCAAACGAUUCCAACACAGAACUGACAGACAACAGUGUUGAAAAACAUACAUGAAUUCAGAAACCAAGAACAGUUUUGAAUGUCACCA